AUGAACAUCAAGGCCGUCCUUGUGCUCCUAGCACUGUCCCUCAUCGCCGUCUGUACCCUGGCCUAUGUGCUGCUGACCAGCCGAGGUGGUUCCAGCCAGUUUCCCCGCUGCCCUUCCGCACCCCCCACUGCCCAUCCCUGGACACAGGGUGAUCAGAGCCAGCUGUUUGCAGACCUGAGCCGGGAAGAACUGACUGCUGUGAUGCGCUUCCUGAGCCAGCAGCUGGGACCCAGGCUGGUGGAUGCAGCUCAGGCCCGGCCCUCAGACAACUGCGUCUUCUCCGUGGAGCUGCAGCUGCCCCCCAAGGCAGCAGCCCUAGCUCACCUGGACAGGGGCCACCCCCCGCCUGCCAGGGAAGCCCUGGCCAUCGUCUUGUUUGGUGGACAAGCCCAGCCCAAUGUGAGUGAGCUGGUGGUGGGGCCACUGCCCCGCCCAUCCUACCUGCGGGAUGUGACCGUGGAGCGCCACGGGGGCCCCCUGCCCUACCACCGACGGCCCAUGCUGGCCGCUGAGUACGCCCAGAUGUGGAGGCAUCUGAACGAGGUGGAGUUCCGCAAGGCACCGGUCUUCCUGGCUUCUGUCCUCAACUAUAACGGCUCCACUUUGUCAUCCUUGCACGCCACCCCCCGUGGCUUACGCUCAGGGGACCGUGCCACCUGGAUGGGCCUCUUCCAUAACAUCUCAGGUGCUGGCAUUUUCCUGCACCCUGUCGGGCUGGAGCUGCUGUUGGACCACAGGGCCCUGGACCCCGCCCACUGGGCGGUGCAGCAGGUCUUCUACCUUGGACAGUACUAUGCGGACUUGGGCCACUUAGAACGGGAGUUCACGGCUGGCCGGCUGGAAGUAGUUAGAGUUCCCCUGCCCUCACCAAACGGUGCUUCCUCCCUGAGGUCCCGGGCCUCCCCAAGUCGUCUGCCUCCACUCCCACUCACACUGCAGGGCCCCCAGUACAGCGUGCAAGAGAACCUGGUGGUCUCCUCGCUCUGGUCAUUUUCCUUUGGCCAUGGGGUGUACAGUGGCUUGAGGCUUUUUGACAUUCGGUUCAAAGGUGAGCGAGUGGCCUAUGAGGUCAGUGUCCAAGAGUGCCUAUCUGUCUAUGGUGGAGAGUCACCAAAGACCAUGCUGACCCGGUACUUGGACAGCAGCUACGGGCUUGGCCGUAACAGCCAGGGCUUGGUACGGGGUGUGGAUUGCCCCUAUCAGGCCACAAUGGUGGACGUCCACAUCCUAGUAGGCAAAGGGACAGUCCAGUUGCUCCCCGGUGCCGUGUGUGUGUUUGAGGAGGCCCCGGGACUGCCCCUUCGCAGACACCACAAUCGGCUUGGGAGUCGCUUCUAUGGCGGUUUGGCCGGCUCAGCCCUUGUGGUCAGGUCUGUCUCAUCGGUGGGAAACUAUGACUACAUUUGGGAGUUUGUGUUGCACCCCACUGGGGCGGUGGAAGGGCGGGUUCAUGCCACAGGCUACAUCAACACAGCUUUCCUGAGCGGGGCCGAAGGGAGCCUCCUCUUUGGGAACCGCGUGAAGGAGCAUGUGCUGGGGACUGUGCACACCCACGCCUUCCACUUCAAGCUGGACCUGGAUGUGGCAGGGCUGGAAAACUGGGUAGUAGCCGAAGACGUGGUGUUCAAGCCUAUGGCAGCCCCCUGGAGCCCGGAGCACCAGCUGUAUCGCCCACAGCUGACCCGGCAGGUCCUGGAAAGGGAGGGCUUGGCCGCCUUCGCCUUGGGAAGCCGCCUUCCCCGUUACCUUUACCUGGCCAGCAAUCGGACCAAUGCCUGGGGUCACCAGCGUGGGUACCGAAUCCAGGUCCACAGCCCCCUCGGCAUACACAUGCCCCCGGAGAGUGCCAUGGAGAGGGCCCUCAGCUGGGGAAGAUACCAGCUAGCGGUGACGCGGAGGAAGGAAGAGGAGUCACACAGCAGCAGCAUCUACCACCAGAAUGACAUCUGGACACCCACAGUGGCCUUUGCCGACUUCAUCAACAACGAGACCCUCUUAGGAGAGGAUCUGGUGGCCUGGGUUACAGCCAGCUUCCUGCACAUCCCCCACGCAGAGGAUGUCCCCAACACCGUGACGGUGGGGAACGGUGUCGGCUUCUUGCUCCGACCCUACAACUUCUUUGAUGAGGACCCCUCCAUCUUCUCCCCGGGAAGUGUCUACUUUGAGAAGGGCCAGGAUGCUGGGCUCUGCAGUGUCAACCCCGUGGCCUGCGUUCCUCACCUGGCCGCCUGUGCCCCCGAUCUGCCCCCUUUUUCUUACCAAGGCUUCUAGCGCCCAGGCUAGGGUGGGACACGGGGCGCUGAAGCACAAGCACCCUCUUCUAUUGCCACGCCCCCUUUCCCGCCCUCCCUCCUGGACCCUGCUCCUCUGAUACCCACACGCUUCACGGCCAUUUGGAAAUAGCCGCUGGCCGAGUGGCCACCUGUAUUUCUUCAGUUCUCUUGCGCCCCCGUUCACCUUCAUACGUUAAUGACUUAUUUGAAGGAUAUUAAAAUACUCCAGCAAAACUAGCACGCACCCUACCACUCAGAGAUAGCUCGUGUGCACUUUGGGGGAGCCUUGUUUUCAUACACGACCUUUUUUUUAUGGCAGUACAGUCACAUGGAAGAAUGUUUAGUAGCAUGUUGUGAACUGAAUUACAUCGUCUGUGCGAUCUGCAAUAAAAAGAAUAGCAAGGA
Molecule: messenger RNA, 2678 nt
Organism: Echinops telfairi (small Madagascar hedgehog)
Lineage: Eukaryota; Metazoa; Chordata; Mammalia; Afrosoricida; Tenrecidae
Product: retina-specific copper amine oxidase
Exons: 4
Coding region: 1-2271 (756 amino acids)
Biological process (GO): amine metabolic process
Cellular component (GO): plasma membrane
Molecular function (GO): primary methylamine oxidase activity; copper ion binding; quinone binding
Source: RefSeq, a predicted model, not a curated record